This is a messenger RNA of Musca vetustissima, 2256 nucleotides long. Its product is annotated as mucin-2-like. The record is from RefSeq and is a predicted model, not a curated record. The transcript has 2 exons. NCBI's taxonomy places the organism in Eukaryota, Metazoa, Arthropoda, Insecta, Diptera, Muscidae. The coding region runs from base 1 to 2256 and encodes 751 amino acids.
AUGGCAUCAACUUCGACAUUUGCCCCCAAGCAAAUGACUGAUGCCGGUGCUAUUACUAUGACCACGGCGACAUCGAGUGUCAAUGGCAAAAAUGAGCGAAGCAAGGAGGCAAAUGGAAGUAAACCGGAUACCGGUCCAAUGGUGGCUAUUAAAACCGCCCCAGCCAAUACCUGUCAACCUGGACCCAGCAUAUUAAAAUCAAAGUCAGCUAAACCCUCAGAUAGCGGAGGUGUUGGUGGUGGCGGUAAACCACCACCUGAAAUCAGUCCCAGCAAACAGCCUUUGAUACAGGCUGAAUUACGGGCCAACGACAGUGUGGUGUCUUUCCUCAAUGAAAAGACCACACCGCUGGCCACCGAAACGAUUAGCGAUAAAAUAACCAAAGUAACUGCCACAAUAGUAUUGCCCACAACGGUGGCAACAUCGAUAACAACACAAUCGAAAAUCUUAAUACCAACAACAACAACGAGCACUGCAGCCAAACUGGUGGUAGCCGGCACAGCUGAUAGUGGUCGCGAGCUUAAGACCUUAACCACAUUUGCCACAACAACUGCCAAGCCAACGAUAACCGAUAUCGUUAAUACAAAAUCGUCUACUGGUGGCAGUACAACAACAACGAUGGUCACACAUGUGAUCAAUGGUGGUAUGGUGGCCACGUCAACCACAUCCUUUGCUGUGACCAUGGUGCCCACGGUGACAACAACAACCACAAAACCAGUGGCCUCUAUCGGCAUUGCCACAACCAGCGUGACAACAACUGCAGCUAAACCAAUAACAUCGGCGGCUGCGACGAUAACAAAGCCGACAGUGGUCAAAACCGAUCCCGGUGGUGGUAGCAAAAUUCAAACUCAGGUUGUAUCUACAACCGAUCUAAGCCUUACAACGACAACAAAAUCAGCGGCUGUGGCUAAUUGUGUAACCAAACCCCUGCAAGCGACCGUUGUCGGGGCUAAACCUAGUGAUCCAACUAAUAAAAGUGCUGCCAUUAAAACUACGAAAACUUCCACCACCACUACCACUACACCAACUACAAUACCAGCUACAUUAGCUACAAGCCAACAACAGGUCACAACAGGAGGUGUUGGGGUGAGUAAUAAUAAGUUAGUGACAAGUGCAGCAACGCCAAAGGUCACAUUAGGUCAGGAUGUUACAUCAGCGGCCACAGCAUUAAAAUCAACAAUGGUAGUAUCCACUAGCAGUGGUCGGCCUACUACAUUAGUUGACUCUACGAAAACACCGGUCCCAUUGGCAUCAUCUUCAACUGCAAGUAAAGUUGUAACCCCCACAACUUCGUCAAAAACGGCGACUGGAAAAAGUCCAUCAACAAAUGUGGAAACUGGAAAAUCAUCCUCUACCUUAUCUACAACUACAGCAGCGACAUCUACAAAAGUUGUUUCUACAUUAGCAAGUAAAACAACUACUUCCUCCACCACCACCACUAGCCAAGGUAAGACAGCAACUACCCCAACCACAGCUAAUGCUACAAAAUCAUCAGCAUCAGUAGGUGGUACCACAAAACCUCAAGUAGUAACAGCAACGCCAUCUGUCACCAAAACAUCGCAAGCAACCACAACAACAUCGUCCGUUUCUUCCACAACCCCGGCAACAUCCAGUAGCAAGGCCAGUUCCUCCGUUACCGUUUCGCAGACACAACCAGCAACACAAAAAUCCGCUAGCACAGUUUCGGAUAAAAUAUCAUCCACCAAGCCAAUAGCUGCCACAACUACAACACCACAAACUUCAGCAAAAGCAACGAUAUCUCACGCGACCACAGCCAGCAUCACCACUUCAGCUACUGCAGCUGCUGUUACCAAGCCAGCACCUACGAAAAUUGCCAAAACAUCUGUGGUAACAUCCAAUGAUAAACCCAUUUCCACAACCACAAUACAAAAGCCAACAACAUUUUCUACAACCCUAACAAAAUCAACAACCACAAAUGUUACCACCACCACAGCGGCAAGUGGUGGCAUAUCUACAACACCUGCCACAACUGCAAUAACCAAAACGACACCAGCGGCAACUGUUCCCAAAACCACAAAAUCUCAAAUCACAGCAAAGACACCCACAACAACAGCUAAAACAACAACCACAAGUUCCACAACAGCGCCAAAAUCAACAACCACAAGCACUGCUUCAACCACAUCAGCAAAGCCAUCAACCACCACCAGCACUACAGCAGCGACAACCAAAACUUCAACUACAAAUAGCGCCACAGCCACAAGUGUUGCCACCUCGGCAGCCAAAUCUACCAAGUAG